AUGAUCGAGCGCCUCCUGAUUGAUGUUCACAUUGCCGACAACGUGGCCGGCAUGAAGGUGCCUUUGGUAAAGGCGAUUUUCUUCGCAAGUGGAGCCUGGAGGAAUGUGAAGCACCUGACCAUCGCCCACUGCUUCGAGAAAGCCGGCUUCUCCCGAAGCAGCAGCGCGGAGGCGGCGCCUGCUGGGGACCAAGCUAUUGACGUCGCUGCAACCACUGAUGCUGCCGCCGCGACGGCCUGCUUCGAGCAGCUUUGGGAUUCCGCUAGCGACUUGAACCUUGUGCCUGCGGGUCUAUGCCACAUGGACUUCGUCUUUGCCGACGAAGACCUUGUUGCCACCGAGGACUUCACGACUGAAGAAGUUGCCAGGAGUGUCAUGGAAGAGACCUUGGCGGACAGCGCCUCGGACAGCGAAUGCGACGAUGCUAGUUGUGCCCCUAAGCCGCUCACCUCCGCAGCGGCCAUCGCAGCUGUUGACACGCUACGGAUGUACUACCUCGGGAGUCCGGAGUUCGACCAGAUCUUUGGUGCGCAGUUGGAUGGUAUGGAAGCCGCAAUCCUGAAGUCCGCACUCGCGAAACGUGUUCAGGGGACGCUGGACCACUUCUUUCAGCUGCAGUAA
This is a messenger RNA of Dermacentor albipictus, 621 nucleotides long. Its product is annotated as tigger transposable element-derived protein 6-like. The record is from RefSeq and is a predicted model, not a curated record. Lineage: Eukaryota; Metazoa; Arthropoda; Arachnida; Ixodida; Ixodidae.